Messenger RNA from Phytophthora nicotianae INRA-310, 646 nucleotides. RefSeq lists its product as hypothetical. Bases 63 to 434 code for a protein of 123 amino acids. The transcript has a single exon. Lineage: Eukaryota; Oomycota; Peronosporomycetes; Peronosporales; Peronosporaceae. The record is from RefSeq and is a predicted model, not a curated record.
CUAUCGCAGCACAGCUGGGGGGUGCCACACAAUCCAAGUGACGUGAAGCACCAAACAGCAAGAUGGUCCUCCCUCUCUUCAUCGUCGGCACGGUGGGCACGGGCGCGGCCACGGGCUACGGCAUGUAUCAGGUCGGUACGGCGUUGGCACUUCCUUCUUCGGUCCACGAAGCCCCACCUAAGACCGCAAGCAGCCUCACAGCGGGCGGCAUCACCGCCGUAGCUGCGUACUCUGUCCAGGGACGGAUUCUCAACCGCUAUCUGUCACAUUUGCUCACGUACGAAGUCCCCAAGAAUAUAACGAAGUGGAGUUUCCGUGACUUUCUGAGCAUCGCGGGGCCACUCAUCGCACCGCGUGUGGCCAUGUUCUCAACGUCCGUGGCACUCUUGGGCUUCGUGUCGACCAAAAUGGACUUAUCCAGGGAUCAAAAGUAACGAGAUAUUCAGGCGAUGAUAGUACAAUGGGAGGCCAUGACGGACUACAGAAGACCCUGCGCUGGAAGGAAUUGCAAGGUGAUUAUAUAAUAAGUAGUAAUCUGACUAGCAAAGUGAUGAUCCAAUGAAACCAAUGCAUACGCGAAAUUGCAGGAGGUUAUUCUGGUGCUUCAUAACGCCGUAAAAGACUUCGAAUCGUGAAAACUGUUGCA